AGCAGCAGCCCGGGCUCUGCCGGUGACAGUACCAAACACACUCCGCCCGGGCAGCAGCGGCGGAUCUCCGGAGCUGUCGAGGACUGCACGGCUCUGUUUGUGUGGAAAGGAGCAGAAACUACAGACACAAGUACAGAUAAAGAAGAGUAGAGAUCUUGUCUUCCUCUGGCUGGUUGUUGUUUUCAGAAAAGUUGUACGCGCACAGAAAAGGCGACCGGAUACACGCAUUUACUGCUGGAGGAAAUAUUGCUGCACGGGGCUGCGCGUAAAGAACAUCUUGCUUGAGGAGUGCAGGAGGAGAGGCUCAGAAGAGGAGCGAGGUCCUGGGAUGAGAGCUCUCUGCCAUUUCCCUGUCUCCCCCAGACCUCCAGGAGGAGUACGCUGGGCAACACUCUGAGAGUGUGUGGUGUGUCUGACGCUGUCGGGGUGCCAUGGCUCUGGUUCAGGCACUACCUGUGACUGUGACUGACCACCCUAAUCAAGGUCUCGACGUCCAGCCGUGCCGGCCGCUGUCAUCUCACUCCCCCUCUGGCCCCUGCCCUGGCCCCUGUGGGCCCUGCAGUUCUGGGACAGCCAUGGGUUCUGUCAGCAGCCUCAUCUCAGGCCGGACGUAUCAAGAGAGACACUGCCGGGCCGCCAGCGAAUUCACCACCAAAUCACGCCGCUCCACGCCAGCUACAAGCUGCUUUCGGCUCCAGGAUAACACCCUCCGCAGUGGGAGCUCUCUGGAACAGCUGCUGGUUAUCAGCAACCAAAUGCUUCCCCAGGCCCAGGUUCUGCCUCCACCGCUGCCCACCAAGAAGCAGCCACGGCCUGGGAACUCUGCUGGGAACUCUGCUGGGAACUCUGCUGGGAACUCUGCUGGGAACUCUGCUGGGAACUCUGCCGGGGCAGGCAGUGGAACGGUUGCCGGAGCAGCAGGUGGUGGCUGUAAUGGGAACUCUGGUUAUGUGAGCGAUGAGGUGGUGGUUGGAGACUGGAAUGACAACCUGGUGGUGGCAGCUGCAAGCCCCUGCAGUGACUCGGAGGACCAAAGGGACAACAGGGCUCUGAACGGCAACAUUGGGGGGCCACCUCCCAAACUCGUCCCAGUGUCCGGACAGUUAGAAAAGAACAUGGAGAAAGUGCUGAUCCGUCCAACGGCGUUCAAACCUGUCGUUCCCAAGAAUCGUCACUCUGUGCAGUACUUGUCACCACGGCCAGGGGGCAGCAGUCUGUCGGAGAGCCAGGCCAGCCUCAACCUCCUGCUGCCCCUCGGGGGGCCCAGCAGCGCCAGCGGCACAAACGGCGUCGGAGGGAGCAGCAGUUCCAGCUCUGAAGGGAAGCGCAACUCCUACAGCGGAGGUCGCAAUGCUCGCAGCAGCCAGUCCUGCUCCAUGUCAGAUUCAGGGAGGAACUCCCUCUCCAGCCUCCCCACUCACAGCAGCACAGGCUACAGUCUGGCCCCCAGUGAGGGCUCCAGCUCCGGGUCUGGCUCCGGGGGCCAGCUGGAGCCCAGCCAAGGCCUGGGCCGAAACACUUCCGGUGGAAGUGCGAGCCAUGGCCACACUAACUCAGACAGUGGACGUUCCUCAUCCAGCAAGAGCACAGGCUCGGGGUCGCUAAGUGGGCGCGGGCAGCCCCUGUCGGACAGCGGGUCCUGUGGCCACUCGCCGCCAGCUGUGGAGGGCUAUGAGGCGGUGGUAAGGGAGCUGGAGGAGAAGCUGCGGGAACGAGACCAGGAGCUCCAGCAGCUCCGGGAAAAUCUGGAUGAGAAUGAAGCUGCAAUCUGCCAGGUGUAUGAGGAGAAGCAGCGUCGCUGUGAAAGAGAGAUGGAGGAGCUGAGACAAAACUGUGCAACGAAGAUGAAGCAGGCUUCUCAGAAGGCCCAGAGGUCUCAGCAGGUGUUGCAGUUACAGGUAUUUCAGCUACAGCAAGAGAAAAAGAAGCUGCAGGAGGACUUCUCCACUCUGCUGCAGGACAGAGAGACGCUGGAGAGGAGAUGUGCCACCAUCCAGAGAGAGCAGACCCAGCUGGGGCCACGCCUGGAGGAGACAAAGUGGGAGGUGUGUCAGAAGUCAGGAGAGAUCUCCCUCCUAAAACAGCAGCUGAAGGAGAUCCAGGCGGAGCUCAGCCAGAAGGCCGGAGACAUCGUGGUACUGAAGGCCCAGCUGAGAGAAGCGCGUUCUGAACUGCAAGCCAGCCAGGCUCGAUCCCAGGAGGCCGGGGCCGCCCUGCGGACGCGAUCUCUGGAGCUCGAAGUCUGCGAAAACGAACUCCAGAGGCGCAAGAGUGAAGCUGAGCUGCUGCGGGAGAAAGUGGGCCGUUUGGAAGAGGAGUCAUCCCGCCUUCGUGAAACUCUGUCAAAUCACAGCGGACACUCUCUGCCUGGGACUCUAACGAUGAAGGGGCAAUGCAUGACCCUCUCCAUCCAGCAGAGUAGAGGCAUGACAGGGAGGGGCGGUCCCAGUCCGUCUGUGUACCGGGAUGCAGAGGAGAGUCAUCUGGUGUGGGGAGGGGAGAGUGAUGAAGCCAAGGCUCAGAGGCAGAAUGCUGAAGCAGUUUUGGGACUCAGACAACAGGUGGACAGGCUGAAGGCUGAGCUCAUGUAUGAGAGGAGGACUAGUGAGGAGCAACUGUCACGAUUUGAGGAUGAGAGGAGGGUGUGGCAAGAGGAGAAGGAAAAGGUAAUCCGCUACCAGAAACAGCUGCAGCAGAACUACAUCCAGAUGUACCGUCGUAACAGGGAUCUUGAGCGAGUGAUGAGGGAGCUGAGUCUGGAGCUGGAGAACAGGGACAUGGAGGACUAUGAUGUUCACAGUGGCAGCAACGACAUCCACUUUGAGGAAAUCACCGCUACUGAGAUUUAAAAACACAUUUUUACAGUAACAAGUGCACAGAAACAUGGAAACACAACCCACACAAGACUCUGAGGAUGUAUACCAAACUUUGAACUCCGGGCCAAAUACUGCACUACCUUCAAUACGGCUUUACCUGGACCACUGAGCGAGCACUCACCACUCGUCACUGUCAAAAGGGAGAUCUCCCAAAGGUGCAUCCCUACUUCCUGCUAAUAGACAAGUACUCCAAUAAAAGUGUCCCCUCUGGCGCUUUUAAUGGGUUUUAUUCCACUACAAAGCCAGCACAAAGACUUCUUUCCUUCUGUGGGAGAAAAAGCAGCGAAGAAAGUUUUUCUUUCUUAGACCACGUUCAAAUCAGGGUAUCGUAAAUCGUCGGGAAUUUCAAGCAAAAAAUGUUACAACAGGCACAGCAGUCUGGUUUAAGUGCAGCCACACCUUUCCCGGUAGCACACAAAGUUGAACCCCCGGCCACCAGCAUGCAUGUAAUGAUGCAUCAUGACGUCAGCCCCAUUAAUGAUGAUCUCAUCGCCUGUCCAAACAACAGCUGCACCAGUUCUCCAAUUCACCGCUGAAGGGAAAUUACACCACAUAUUACAACAUCUCCUGUUUGUUUUAUGGUGUUCAGAGGAUCAGCAGUUCAUUUCGUUUUUCAAAUGAUAAAAGGAUAAGAAUAUUUUGUUUCUGUGCUCCUAAGCAGAUUUGAAGAAGAAUGUAUUGUGACUGUUAUCACUCCAGAGAAAUGCAGUAUAAAUGGUCAUCGCCGGCAAUGAAAGAAUCUGCUCAACAAGGGAAACAUCCUUGCACAACCUUUCUGCGCUUUUUUGUUCAUGAUACAACCAUCGUUCUUGUAGAGAAAAUCACCAAAUUUCAACAAACCAGUUUGAACAAUCUAAUCAGUCACUUUCCCAAACAACCACAAAGGACACAGAAACCAAACGUUCAAAGGACGCUGCUCACAGUCAUCCUGUUGCAUAUGACCAAUGCAUCAACUCAUUCAGACAAUGCAACAAGCACGGACAAAAACAUUUACAUUUCACAAUUAUGUAGCACUAGGAAGCAGACUGUAGCACGUGAGAUAUCACCAGGAUGCUGCUGAUUCUCCUCUCUCUCUUUCUAUUUCUGCCUUUGUCUCUAUGUCUGCUCUCUCUCUCUUCCAUCUCUGCUUGUUACCCAACUAUUUUUAUAACAGUCAGGAAACUAAAAAUGGAGCAUAUUCUUUCAGUUUGCUCGUGACGUCACUAAGAGAUUUAAGGCAUGCUUAUUCAGAGUUUCCGUUUAUUCUCCCUCAUUCCCAUUAGUGCUCUUUAUUUAGCUUUUUGGCAGCCCAUUGCCAAGUAACACCUUUAAAGUCUUCCCAGUCUCCCCUAGACUAUAAUCUUCACUGACUGCUAUACAGGUAGCAAGACUGGCAUGUCUGCAUGUCUUUGUUAUAUCAGAUUUCAGAAGGAGCCGGUUCAGGUGGCAGUGAGGUGAGAAUUUGCAGAUGCAGUAGCUCCAGCGCUGAAUGUCCUCGAAGCGGGUCAGCUGAAUAUAAGCUGGCGAGGAGCAUGUUCUCAUUUGAAGCUGUUUUCUCACAGUAUAUGCAGGGCUGUGUGUAACACUGAGCGUGGCGGGUCUCGAUGGAAAAAGUAAUGAGCUGAGAACUUUUAUUUUACAAAGAGUCUAUAUCAAGGAAUAAAUGGAAAUCUAUAUAAUGGAGGAGAUGUUGUAUAUUUUUUUAUAUAUAGCACCUGAAGAUAUUUUGUUGUAGUACUGAUAUAAGUGUGGAUUUAAUAUACAAAGUAUAAAGACUUCUAUAUAUAGAUAUAUAUAAAUAUCACAUACCAGUAUUUCAAAUGAUGGAUCAGUUAUAAAUGGAGGAGGCAGGAUAGAGAGAGUGCACCUAAUACUGUAAUGCAUGAGAAUAUGUUUACAUUAUAUAAUCUGUGUAACACAAACUUAAUGACCAAACUUUGCAGCUGAUAAACACAGUUGGGAGCUUUUGGUUUGGGCUCAGUUUUGACUUGUUGUCUCUCCAUUUUGAUUGAUCUUUCAUUUGAUCGUCAGUAUCAUAGUAUCACGCCGGUUCAUGUCUUCAUUAUUGGGUUUUGUGCACGUUGUUAGUUUUAAAAGCAUGAGAUGGGUCAUUUUUUUGUUUACUUGAGGUUGGAGAUGAUGCAAACCAAUGUUAUGUUUCCUAUUCUUGGAAAUUAAAUUGAACCCGUUUCAGAAAAUUUGAUCAGUAUAUUUGAUCAGUCUGUAGUUUGCAUGAGAUCACCACAUUCACUGUGGUUUGAGAGACUUUGUGGAAUAGUAAGAGUCUACAUAAUUUGUGAACAUAAAGCCAUGGGAGGUUAUUUUGAAUGGAACAAGUUGUCCAAUCAUAUUUAAUUUACGAACCUGACCUAGACUGUUACUCACUUACAACAGAUGCAGCACAGGUACAAAUCAACAACAAAAAAAGGUGAUGCAAAGUACUGUGUGCAUCCCAAAAUGUCCAUUUUAUCCUCACAUCUCAGUUGUCUUCAUUGUCACAUAACCAUUUUCUGUGUAAAUAUGUAAAACACUAAAUAGUAUGACAGAGUGACAUUGUCUUUUAUUUAGACAAAAUAUCUAUUUUAAAUGUAGCCACUGUGACUAGACCAAAGCAACGUAACACAUUUUCUUUCUUUUUUUGUGGCAUUCUUCUCAUCCUUUUUGUGUGCAUUUUUUAUGUUUACUUAAGUUGUGUCCUCAGUAAUUCAUAAAGUAUGUAGUUGUCCAUGUAUAUUUUUAUGUGUACAUUUCUUGUACAAAUGACUGUGUUUUUAAUUAAAGA
Plectropomus leopardus (leopard coralgrouper) is the source of this 5637-nucleotide messenger RNA. It is a transcript of the gene lzts2a, whose product is annotated as leucine zipper, putative tumor suppressor 2a. NCBI's taxonomy places the organism in Eukaryota, Metazoa, Chordata, Actinopteri, Perciformes, Serranidae. Gene Ontology annotation, biological process: cell division; negative regulation of canonical Wnt signaling pathway. The record is from RefSeq and is a predicted model, not a curated record.